Hyaloperonospora brassicae is the source of this 2880-nucleotide messenger RNA. The record is from the annotation of a GenBank genome assembly. Lineage: Eukaryota; Oomycota; Peronosporomycetes; Peronosporales; Peronosporaceae.
AUGACUCGUCACACGCGAGAGGUCACGCCGCUGCUUGGCACUGCGCGCGAAACCCUUUCACCACGUCCUGAUCGCCGCCGCAAUGUGUGGUCAUUUCUGGUCGUGGGGGCGCUGUGUCUGGGCGUCUGGACUCUCGUGCCGCAGCAAACUCAGGUGCCCGCCGACGUCGUCGAGACCACAGUCUCAUUGGACAAAAAGGCUGCGGUUGUCACGACGGACGCAGACAACGCGGCGUUUCUAUCGAAUUUAGAAACCAUGAAAAACCCACUCGUCGACCCUUGUGUGGAUUUCUACGAAUACGCGUGUGGCGGGUGGCUACAAACACAUGGUAUCCCAGAAGACCGUCCCAGUAUCGACGCGUCCUUUUCUGUCGUCUCCGAGCACAACAAGGACACGAUUCGACAGCUGUUUGAGCGCAGUCCGCCUCAGAUUGGACCACUGUACCACUCGUGUCUCAAUGGCGCGGACGUGGACGAGCAGGCGAUGGCAUAUGUCACGCACUUGUUCCGUCGAGUUCACCAGGUGAACUCGACGCUAAACCUGCUGCAGUUUGCAGGCGAAAUGGACCAAUCUCUCGGUAUCAGUACGUUCUUUAGUCUCGCGGUGGGCGCUGACCCACAUGACCCAACGGUCAAUAUCCUGCAGCUGGCUCAAGGAGGGCUCACGUUGCCGUCGAGAGAGUACUACUUGGAUCGAAGCAAGGUGGACAGGUACGCAGCUCUCUAUGUGGACUACGUGGCCAAGUUGUUUGCCGUGGGAGACCUGGACCAGCACAACAGCAGCGGGUUUGCAGCAUCGGUGCUUGAGAUCGAAACAGCACUUGCUACCAUUUCUCUACCAAAUGCGGCGCUACGUGACCCGUGGACUACCAAUACGGCGUACUCGUUUGCCGACAUUGCUCAGAGAUACCCCUUUCUGAUGGCGUAUGUAAACGGGGUUUACAAACAGGAGCCGUUCCCGAUGCAGCACGCGAUCAUUGCGACGCCGGGUUUUUUCGAUGCGCAGAAUCAGAUGCUGAGCGAUGAAUCACUGCUACCACGUUUGAAGCACUACAUGAGUUUUCACUUGCUUGACUCGUUUGGGCCACUUUUGGGUGAGUACUUUCGCCGCGUGAGUCACGACUUUCAUGGCAAAAUCCAGGGCGCAGGGGGUCUUAUCCCGCGCGAUCAGUUUUGCGUAAGCUUGACGACUGCUUUCCUUGGAGAUGAAAUCGGAAAGUACUAUAUGAGCGAAGUGUUCGACGCUGAUGCAAAAGCUGCGGCUGAGGCGCUGGUGGCAGAGAUUGAAGCAUCCCUCAAAGCGUUACUGCGCACGGAGUCAUGGCUGGAUAGAGUCACAUACGACGCAGCUGUGAAGAAGUUGGACAAGGUCAAGAACUACAUCGGUGGCCCAGAUGAUGUGCCGCCACUGCCGUUUGAGCUCCAAUCUGACGCGUUCUUCGACAACGUGAAACGAUUGAUGCAGUUGAGUGCCGCAGAAACUAUCGAUUCGAUCGGUAAGCCGGUAGAUGAGCAAGCCUGGGGUAUGUUUCCCUCAACGGUAAACGCCUACUACGACCCAAGCGCAAACAAGAUGGUCUUCCCUGCAGCUAUCUUGCAGCCUCCAUUCUAUAGUGCUGAACACUAUCCUGCCGCAGCGAACUUUGCUCGUAUUGGAAUGGUGAUGGGCCACGAGCUUUCGCAUGGAUUCGACGACCAAGGACGAAACUAUGAUGACAAGGGAGCACUGCGUUCGUGGUGGACUCCGUCAGUUUCAGCUGAGUUUACCAAAAAGGUGCAGUGCUUGGCAGCUCAGUACUCGACGUUCCCGGUAGUAUCGAUUGAUGAUGGGCAUGUGCUCGGAACCGUCAACGGCAACCUAACGCUGGGUGAAAACAUAGCUGACAACGGAGGUAUUCGCCUCGCAUAUGAGGCGUAUCACCUUUGGAAGCGUACGUUUGCACCUCGACCGAGCGUGCCUUCUUCUGACGCUCCGUUCGGCACCGCUAAUUCAAAAACCGAAGGAGCAUUGCUACCGGGCGAGCACAACGAUCAUGGAAGUCGUGAUGCUCGCCACUAUCGUAAUGACAAGAAGAAUACCAAUGGCCAUCUCACGGGCAAGCAGCAUAAGCACCAGAUGGGUCCCAAUGAGGAGGGUGAAACUGGCCACCACGGUAAACCCAGCCAUCAUGCGAAUAAAGACGACGAAGACAGCGGGAACCAAGAGCACCGCAAGCAUGCUAGUAAGGACAAAGGUCAUGAAGGGCUCAAAGCUGGAAAGACAAAGUUGCACCACCACGGAAAGAAGAAGCACGAUUCGGAAGACAAUGACAAGGUCCUUGCAUCCGAACAUCCGAAAAAACAUCACCACCAUCAUCGUAGUAAGAAUGACAAGGAGGACGGGGAAUCAGGAAAUCACGAGAAUGGCCACCGUGACGAAAAUGAGCGGAAAGACCAGUCGGACAAUUGCGAGGAUUGUGGACGGAAGGAGCGCGGUCAAUCUCACCACAAGAGCAAGAAGGACUGGGGCAAGAAGAGCAAGCGCCAUGGAUGUGGCAAAGAAGACAGCGACUGUGGCUCUAAACAGGCUCAGUCAGACGCUGGACACCCUUUUUCUGGUGGUGACGCUCGAAUGCAGAGCAUGGUGGAGACAUUGGCGCGUGCGGUCGCUCAGCCUGGUGAUCCCGGCGCAGAUGAUCGUUUGUUUUUCACAGCUUUCGCUCAAGAUUGGUGCGAGAAGCGCACGCCUGGGUAUGCGGAGCUAUUGCGGACGGUCGAUCCUCAUUCGCCCGGAAAGUGGCGUGUCAACGGUCCAUUGAUGAACUACGACAAGUUCGCAGAGACCUUCUCAUGCCCCAUGGGAAGUCCGAUGAACCCAGAGAAGAAGUGCGUCAUCUGGUAA